Messenger RNA from Clarias gariepinus (North African catfish), 3898 nucleotides. It is a transcript of the gene znf143b, whose product is annotated as zinc finger protein 143b. Gene Ontology annotation, molecular function: DNA-binding transcription factor activity, RNA polymerase II-specific; RNA polymerase II cis-regulatory region sequence-specific DNA binding. Lineage: Eukaryota; Metazoa; Chordata; Actinopteri; Siluriformes; Clariidae. Gene Ontology annotation, cellular component: PcG protein complex; transcription regulator complex. The record is from RefSeq and is a predicted model, not a curated record. The coding region runs from base 1747 to 3615 and encodes 622 amino acids. Gene Ontology annotation, biological process: regulation of transcription by RNA polymerase II. The transcript has 15 exons.
CUUAUUUCCUCGGUCACUGCAGAGAGGGAGAAGGUGCUGAUGGAAAUCUCAUGGAAGUUCCGGAGGAAGCCUAUUUUCAAUAAAAACAAUUCAAAUGCAUCGGGAAACAAUGUUUUAUUUAUUAGAGGCAAUUGGACACUGCGUUCUUAUCGGUUACAACGUUCUUAACCUUCCUGUGUUUCUUCAAGUUACUGGAGCUAGCGCCUGCUCACAGCCACUUUUUUAUAUAGUUGCAUAACAGUUUAAACGUUAAUAAUGCCAACACUUAAAUGUAUUGACUUGGAUAACAUACUAUUAUGACAUCGAAUAUAGCGUAAGCCUCGUGCAGAUGUUAAAAAGAACCUAAAACCUGCAUGUUUAACGUGUUUGCUAACAUGUCAAACUAGCAUAGAGCUAGGUGGCAACUACUUAGAUAGGUAGCUAACGGGGUGUGUUUUGCUAACUGAUUUUACUCAUUUAUCCCAAAAAAAGAGCCGAUAUAAUUAACGUUAGUGUUUUUAUAUCUAUAGAAUUAGAAUUAUAUUCGUAGAGCAUUCUUUCAGCUUGGGCAAGGAUGCUUAGCAUCAUAUUUGGCACAGCUAGGCUAAAGUGGUUAGCUAGACUGAUAACGGCGCGUAUUUGACGUUUAUUAUUUUCUCUUGGUUUACUAACCUUUAACAAAGAUAUUUAGGACAAUCUUAAACCGGUCUAGGUUAAUUCGUCAUAUUUAAAUCACAUAAAGAAAAGCUUGUAAUGGCAUUUGACAUCUCCCCGAGAGAAUCCACCCGUUCUAAUCUGAAAAUCACGUAUGUUUUACAAGUGAAUGUUUUGAUAUUCUGAAGUAUAUGCUAUAACAGUUGUGCCAUUGUGUUGAGAUGUGUUGGAUUCUUUGUUUAAAUUUUUAAGGUCACCUGACUGGAUACUUGAUUACAAACCUUAAUCUAAAAUGACACCUUUAGGUAAUUUUCCAUCAGGUAGUCCUAUUCUAUUGGAUAUAGCUUUAGUUUAAAACCAUACUUUAUAAUUUUGUAGAAUGUUUAGAUUGUAUACUAUUUAAUAUAAAAUUACAACAGAAAAAAUACAGAUCUUAGUUAAUUCAUCUGCAGUAAUUGCUGUAUACUGGUCAGAUCUCAGAAAUACUGGGCAAGAUAGGCAGAUUCACCUAGAACUGGACACCAGCCCAUACUCUCAUUCUUUUACAAACAAAUUCAGACAUAUGAAUACACUACCAAUCAAAUGUUUGGACACAACUUUUAAUUCCAUGGUCUUUUCUGAUUUUUAUUCCUUUCGACAUUGUAAAACAUUGCAGAAUGGAAGCAUCCAAAAUAUGCAAUACAUAUUCAUACCUUUAAACAGUUAAUAUUGAGAUAAAUGUGCUACUUGUGUUUUUUUAUAGUUUGGGGGAAAAAAUCCCUUGUUGGUCUAAAAUGUAGAAAAUUUAUUCAAACUUGUGUCCAAACCUUUGACUGGUACUUUAUGUGAAACUCUACCAAAAAACGAUAACAUAAGCCUGGACUCUGGACCUGUGAGGUGGCAAUGCAAUCACUCCAGUUAAAGCAAUUUUUUAUGAUCACAAUGAGUAAAACCUGGUUUUCCCAGUCUACACUGCAUUGCCCUUACAACCUUGUUGCUCAGAACCAACGUAUGAAUGAAAAUUGACAUAGACAUGCCUUUAAAUCAGAAACAACUUUUUGUUGUUCAUCAAAAAGUACUAACAUGUUUCAGUCUGCAAAUGCAAAAGUUUUGCUUGCUUUUUACAGGUAGACCAUGCUCUUGGCCCAGGUAAAUCGGGACACCCAGAGCAUGGAGUUCCAAAGUGUUGAGGGUGACCCACAGCAGGUCACCCUUUGCCUCACUGAGGCUGUAACAGUUGCAGACAGUGACCACAUUGAGGCAAUGGAUACAGUGAGUUUGCAGGCAGUGACUCUGGUGGAUGGCUCCACAGCAUACAUACAACACAGCCCUAAGGAUAACAAGAUAAUGGAAGGACAGGUGAUCCAGUUGGAGGAUGGAUCUGCGGCAUAUGUGCAGCACCUACCAAUGCCAAAAGCAGUUGGAGAAGGUCUAAGAUUAGAGGAUGGCCAAACUGUGCAGCUGGAGGAUGGCACAACAGCAUACAUUCAUGCACCCAAAGAAACAUAUGAUCAGGGUGGAUUACAAGCUGUCCAGUUGGAGGAUGGUACAACUGCCUACAUCCAGCACAUGCCCCAGUCGAGCACCAUUCUAGCUAUUCAGGCUGAUGGCACAGUGGCAGACCUGCAAGCAGAGGGCACUAUUGACCCUGACACCAUCAGUGUGCUAGAACAGUAUUCUGCCAAGAUGGAAGCAACAGAAUGUAGCACAGGGCUGCUCAGUAGAGGCGACACUGAUGGCAGUGUGCAUAUGCAGAUUGUACUUCAAGGUCAAGAGGGUAGGUCUCCAAGAGUGCAACAUAUUGGGGAAAAAGCCUUUCGCUGUGAACAUGAGGGCUGUGGCAAACUCUACACAACAGCACAUCAUUUAAAAGUGCAUGAACGAUCACACACUGGGGAUAAGCCUUACAUAUGCGAUCACCUGGGAUGUGGAAAAAAGUUUGCGACAGGAUAUGGCCUAAAAAGUCACGUUCGAACACACACUGGUGAAAAACCAUAUCGUUGCCAGGAACUCAACUGCCUUAAGUCUUUCAAGACAUCCGGAGACCUACAAAAACACACACGAACACACACCGGUGAGAAGCCUUUCAAGUGCCCAUUUGAAGGUUGUGGGAGAUCUUUCACCACUUCAAAUAUUCGAAAGGUUCACAUCCGAACACACACUGGUGAGCGGCCCUACUACUGCUCUGAACCCAACUGUGGAAGAGCAUUCGCCAGUGCCACCAACUACAAAAAUCACAUGAGGAUCCACACAGGUGAGAAGCCAUAUGUGUGCACUGUGCCUGGCUGUGAUAAGCGCUUUACUGAGUACUCAAGUCUUUACAAGCAUCAUGUGGUCCAUACACCCUGCAAGCCCUACAACUGUAACCACUGUGGGAAGACCUACAAGCAGAUCUCCACAUUAGCCAUGCACAAACGCACUGCACACAAUGAUACUGAACCCAUUGAGGAGGAGCAGGAGGCCUACUUUGAGCCACCUACAGAGGCUAUUGAUGACCCUGCAUUAACAUUUACCCCUGCUGUGGUGGAGGAGGAUGGAGGAUCAGAGCAGGGUUCAGCAGGACCCGAGAUCAUGAGUCAGCAGCACGUAGCACUCAUAUCUCAGGAUGGCACACAACAGGUUUUUUCUCAGGCAGACGUUCAAGCAAUGAGUGGCACAAUAACGAUGGUAACUCAAGAAGGAACAACUAUAACCAUACCUGCUCAUGAGGCAAUGCUCUCAUCUGGAGAAGGUCAUUCUGUCACCAUGGUUUCGGCAGAUGGCACAGAAGGACAGGUGGCAAUUGUGACACCAGAUCUUUCUGUGUUUCAUACUGAGGAUGGAGAGCUGGUUCAGGAGCAGCAGCAGCCGGUGGUAUCCACCAGCCCACAUCCAGUUACUCUCCUGGCUACCUCUAAUGGCACACACAUUGCUGUGCAGCUCACUGAUCAGCCUUCACUAGAGGAGGCCAUCAGAAUCGCAUCUCGCAUUCAACAAGGAGAAACCCCGGGCCUAGAUGAUUAAAGCAUGACCUUGAAUUAAGCAGUUACAACAUGUGUGUGCCAGAUGUUUGUGCGCAUGCAUGUGCUUGCAGUGAACAACUGAGAAAGUCAAGUAUCCAGAAAAAAAAAAGUUUGCAAGGAUUAUGGUUGUUCUGUUUGAAGAGGACUGAAUAUAUUUUUGUGUGGAUUUAUGUACAUAAUGUUUUGAAACUGGAGUUUUUGCUGUAAAUAUUUAUUUGAUUCUUCUAUUGAAUACUUGACUUUUUAGGAUCUUAAUAAAUGAAAACUGAACAUUCUAUUUAUAC